GGUUAGAAGUCGCUAACAUACAGUAUAAAUACAAGCCUGUUCUUAACACAAAAUUUAGGCACACACUACAUACUCUACAGUCAUGAGGAGUCUGGUGGUUCUCGCUUUUGUGGUAGCUAGCGCCUACGGAUGUGGCGUUCCCACUUUCCCUCCCGUGCUGAGCAGGGUGGUGGCUGGAGACGAUGCCAGGCCUCACAGCUGGCCCUGGCAGAUCUCUCUCCAGUCUGACAGCAGUGGGCGCUGGAAGCACGUCUGUGGAGGCACCCUCAUCUCCUCUGACUGGGUCCUCACUGCUGCACACUGCAUCAAUAACCGCUACAACUACAGAGUGGAGCUAGGGAAACACAGCCUGAAGACGAGCGAGGAGGGCUCUGUAGCUCUGAGGGCGGCCACAAUCAUCACUCAUGACGACUACAACAUCAUGCUCAGCCGUAACGACAUUGCCCUGAUCAAACUGUCUUCCCCCGUCACCUUCUCUGACACAAUCAUGACUGCCUGCAUCCCAGAACAGGGCAUCGUCCUGCCUCAUGGUGCUCCCUGCUACGUCACUGGCUGGGGUCGACUCACCACCAGCGGCCCUGCAGCUGACAUCCUGCAGCAGGCUCUCCUGCCAGUGGUUGGCCACAAUAUCUGCUCACAGCCCGACUGGUGGUACGUCCUGGCAACAGACGAGAUGGUCUGUGCUGGAGGUGAUGGCAUCACUGCUGGCUGUAGUGGAGACUCUGGGGGCCCCCUGAAUUGCCAGAACCCUGAUGGCUCCUGGGAGGUCCACGGCGUGGUGAGCUUCGGUUCUGGUCAGGGCUGCAACGUCCUCCAGAAGCCCACCGUCUUCACACAAGUCAGCUCCUACAUCAAAUGGAUCAACACAGUUAUGACCCGCUACUGAAGAGGCUGUUCGAGAGCUUUGGUCAGCAAUAAGAACAACUAUGACUUAAAGCGUGUUGUGUCAUUUGUUGCUACUGCAAAGUAAAAUAAAAAAUGCUGUUUAUCAGUGUCAACAAA
This is a messenger RNA of Epinephelus lanceolatus (giant grouper), 1002 nucleotides long. Its product is annotated as chymotrypsin-like elastase family member 2A. Gene Ontology annotation, molecular function: serine-type endopeptidase activity. The record is from RefSeq and is a predicted model, not a curated record. NCBI's taxonomy places the organism in Eukaryota, Metazoa, Chordata, Actinopteri, Perciformes, Serranidae. Gene Ontology annotation, biological process: proteolysis.